GACAAGCCAUCACUUUCCUAGCUCAAUCAAACCCAUCUCUCGCUCUUUCUUGUUUCUUGACAAUGGCAGGAUCCUCUGCAAUCAAACCCACCCCCCUUUUGAAAGAUGAGUUAGAUAUAGUGAUACCCACAAUCAGAAAUCUUGAUUUCUUGGAGAUGUGGAGGCCUUUCUUUGAGCAGUAUCACUUGAUCAUUGUUCAGGAUGGUGACCCAUCAAAGACUAUCAAGGUUCCUGAAGGUUUUGAUUAUGAACUCUAUAACAGGAAUGAUAUUAACAGGAUUUUGGGUCCUAAGGCUUCUUGCAUUUCUUUCAAGGACUCUGCUUGUAGGUGUUUUGGUUACAUGGUCUCUAAGAAGAAGUAUAUCUAUACUAUUGAUGAUGAUUGCUUUGUGGCCAAAGACCCAUCAGGGCAAGAGAUUAAUGCACUUGAGCAGCACAUCAAAAACCUUCUGACUCCAUCAACUCCUCUUUUCUUCAAUACCCUUUAUGAUCCAUACAGAGAAGGAGCGGACUUUGUUCGUGGAUAUCCUUUCAGUCUCCGAGAGGGUGUUCCAACUGUUGUUUCUCAUGGCCUCUGGCUUAACAUUCCUGAUUAUGAUGCUCCCACCCAGCUUGUGAAGCCUCUUGAGAGAAAUACAAGGUAUGUUGAUGCGGUUAUGACAGUACCCAAAGGAACUUUGUUCCCAAUGUGUGGCAUGAACUUGGCAUUUAACCGUGAAUUGAUUGGACCUGCAAUGUACUUCGGUCUCAUGGGUGAUGGUCAGCCAGUUGGUCGCUAUGACGAUAUGUGGGCUGGCUGGUGCAUGAAGGUGAUAUGCGACCACAUGUGGUGGGGAGUUAAGACUGGUCUGCCAUACAUAUGGCACAGCAAAGCAAGUAACCCAUUUGUCAACCUUAAAAAGGAGUAUAAAGGAAUAUUUUGGCAAGAAGAGCUAAUCCCAUUCUUCCAAGCUGUAGUCCUUCCAAAGGAGUGCACUUCUGUUCAACAAUGCUAUGUGGAACUCGCCAAGCAAGUGAAGGAGAAGCUUGGGAAGACAGAUCCGUACUUCAUCAAAUUAGCAGAUGCCAUGGUCACUUGGAUUGAAGCUUGGGAUGAGCUUAACUUGGAAGGUAAGCCUGUGGAAGCAAAACAACCCAACGGCACUGCCAAGUAGAGGAUUCUGAAACCUGUUAUUUUAGCCUGUCCUUUUUAGUACCGAAUUUGUUAGUUGCCUAGUUAUUUAUAGUAGAUUUAUUAUUUAUAUUUUUAUCACUGAUUUAUUAUUAUGAUUAUUAUUGAGAGGUUUUGUAGUAUCCUGUAAUUUGUUAUACAGUAUCUGAUAUUGACCUUAGACAGUGAGGUAUGAGAUUUGCAAUUCAAAUCAGGCUCGACUUCAUGGGUA
Ricinus communis (castor bean) is the source of this 1382-nucleotide messenger RNA. Its product is annotated as probable UDP-arabinopyranose mutase 1. Bases 63 to 1154 code for a protein of 363 amino acids. Gene Ontology annotation, molecular function: UDP-arabinopyranose mutase activity. NCBI's taxonomy places the organism in Eukaryota, Viridiplantae, Streptophyta, Magnoliopsida, Malpighiales, Euphorbiaceae. Gene Ontology annotation, biological process: plant-type cell wall biogenesis; UDP-L-arabinose metabolic process. Gene Ontology annotation, cellular component: cytosol; Golgi apparatus. The record is from RefSeq and is a predicted model, not a curated record. The transcript has 4 exons.